Funneliformis geosporum is the source of this 677-nucleotide messenger RNA. NCBI's taxonomy places the organism in Eukaryota, Fungi, Glomeromycota, Glomeromycetes, Glomerales, Glomeraceae. The record is from the annotation of a GenBank genome assembly.
ACUCUUAUGAUGAACGUUUUCGUAAUGUUAUAGAAAAUGACCUAGAAAAUACUUUUCCUCAUAUCAAGUUAGAUCGGGAUAUCAUUAUUCAAGAACUGGCUAAUGUGCUCAUUAUAAUUUGGAAACAUCUACAGAACGUUGACAUUGUUGUGCUUUCCGAAGUCUCAGAAAGGGGGAAAACAUCAACAAUAUUCGCUAUUUCUGCUGAACGUUGGGGAAUACAUAUGGACUGUUCUCUUCAAGCUGCAUUCUAUGAAAACCAUUUGUAUAGAGAGCUUUCAGAAAUUAGAGCGAAUAAGCCAUCUAUUAAUAAUAUUCCACUCCAGAACAAAGCAUUUUACAAGCUAGAUAUAGCGCUUCUUUCACAUAAUGCGCAAGUUCUUUGUCGACCUGAAUAUGGAGGAUAUUUUGGAAGUACCACUAGUGAAAUUUUAUGGAAUCUUUUGCAGGCCUAUACUACUCACAUACUUACUGGUUUUCCAAUUACACACACUAUUUCUGGCAAUAAUAUGCAUAUGUCAAGCGGAGUUUCACUAGUCACCAGUGUUAGAAAAUAUAGUACGUCUCAAACAGUGCAUGUUGUAUUAAAACUUCCUUAUCUCACACCUAAUGUCUUGCGAAAUCUCAACAAUAUAAUUAAUAUGGAUAGAGCUAGCCCUUCAACUUUUGUUAUUUAG